ACCGAGGGCACCGUAACGCUCCCAAUAUAACCACACACACCCAGGCAGCGGCCUCAGUCCGAGCCGUACGGAUACAGACGGGCUCCCCGCUCGCUGGACAGACCUUUCUUUGCGUGUUUUUGAUGAACACCAUGAUAAAAGGGGAAGAAGCAGAGGAAGUAGAGAUUGACCUGGAGGACUCUAGCGACUCUAAUGGGGAGGAACCUGAAACUCUGUGGAGGGCCCAUCCUUCUCUGGAGGAAGAGGAAGACAUUCAUACGUCGGCACUGGUAGAAAUCAGUGAUACCAAGCCUCUGAUAAACGUCCGAGACCCCCGCGGUAUCAAUGACUGUCUCAAGGUGACAUUUGAGGACGUGAUCGCUGAGCCGGUGUCAGUGCGCAGUGGGGACAGAGUGUGGUUCUGGAGUAAUGCCUUGUUCGAGGUGUCCAGGGUUUGGGUCUACAGGGUAGUGACAGUGCUUCUGGCCAUUCCCAUUUCAAUUGCCUCCGGUCUCCUCUUUGCCAUCCUAAGCUGCCUUCACAUCUGGAUCGUUGGGCCUUGCAGCCGCUGCGCCCUCGUUGGGGCGCGCUGGCUGGAGAGCCUGUGGAGCGUUGUGCUGGGCAUCGUCGUGCGACCGUUCUACACGAGUGCCGGGAGAUGCUGCGGAGGAUUCAGUGUUCACGUGGCCAGAGAAUGAGACGGACUCACCCACGCUGGGAGCGUUAUGCACACCGGUGCUGGUGGACUGACAUUGCUGUUUGAUUUUUUUUAUAUAUUAUUCAAAGCAAAAUGUUUAUAUGUUUUACACGGUUAAAGUCAGACAUCUGAUUAUAGACACGUUCAACAAUGAUUUAGAGCUGUCACGGUCAAAGAUGAUGAUAUUCUAUCAUAUCAUAUCCUCAGUAUAAAAUUGGUCCGGUGAAACAGAAAAGGUACUUAAUUUCUGAGAUUACCUUUUGCAGAGACCAUUUUUAAUUGCAUUUAUUUUUCUCACUUUGUGAGAUGAUUUGAAAAUGAUUUCAUUUUUUUAUCAACUUUAUUUUAUAAAACUUGGGACAGUUAUUUGACUAUUUUUUUAUUUAAAAUACUUUAAAUGACUAAAUGAUGAGUUAGUUCAAAAAAACGUUUAUUCCAGAUGUAUUUUCAAAGGAGGAAAUGGCAAUAAAAUAUAUGGAAAGUCAUAAAUAACCACUUUAUACUCAUCAUUGUGAUUCAGGUAUUUAUUAUUCCCCUCUAAAUGAAUGAUGUAGUGAUGGCAGACCUUAAACUCAUGUUAAGACAUUAAAUAGGUAACAUUUGAGUAUGUAGUAGUUUUUGUCACUUUAUACAUAAUAUAUCAUCUUACUAUAAGUCACGCACUUAUUCACCAACUCUUGUGCAUUCUCAACUCUUCAAGGAUGUGGUCCGGUUGCUAAUGGUCUGCUUACUUUAAUGUGUGUUUAUUGAAAUUGAAAUAUGUGAUCUAAGUUGGUUAGUAGGGAGCUUUUUUUUAAUCACCAAUGGACAUUUAGAUUGUAUGAACCUGUUAUAAGAUCAACGGCAGACCCUUAUUUUUAUUUGGCCAACACUUACAUAUUCCACCUUUAAAUUGAUGAGAAAAAAAUCUUGUCGGUCUUUUCCAAUAAUUAACUGUCUGUUUUAUUCGCCACUGGUUGAAGGUAUCUCCUGUUGAGAUUUCUGGCCCUGCGUUAACACUACAGACUUAGAUGAGAUUUGGUUUGGAACCCAACGCAUUAGAAAAGGACCAGCAUGAAUAUUUAAUUCCAGAAACAACGUGUACCAGAAUCAUCCCGGUGCUCACUUCAAGCAGACUUCAUUAUAAGUGUGUCCUGCAGCACAGUCACUUACUGCAGGACACAACGGGAAAACACGUUGAUAGUUAUUUGUGUGAACUGAACCUGCGUAGUCAAAAACAGCAACCAAUAAAGUAUGUGAGUGAG
Molecule: messenger RNA, 1920 nt
Organism: Gasterosteus aculeatus aculeatus (three-spined stickleback)
Lineage: Eukaryota; Metazoa; Chordata; Actinopteri; Perciformes; Gasterosteidae
Gene: cav4a
Product: caveolin 4a
Biological process (GO): regulation of cytosolic calcium ion concentration; caveola assembly; cell differentiation
Cellular component (GO): focal adhesion; caveola; sarcolemma
Molecular function (GO): molecular adaptor activity
Source: RefSeq, a predicted model, not a curated record